AUGGAAAACUUGCAGGCCAGUUUCUCCUUGGUUCAAAAUUCAGGCAAAAAACUGAAGGAGAUGGAAGACGAUGACAGCCCUCCGGUGAAAAAAAUGAUGACAGACAGUCAUGCACAUGGAAAAAUGCUGCUGAAUAAGGUGUCAACGGUCAAGAAAGAGCAUUUGGAUGGUUAUGGAGGGGCACCAGUGGGAAUGGAUGAGGACCAUGUCAAGCAAACUUGUGCCUCUGGGCCUGAGCCUUUAAGUUUAAAUCCCAGUUUGAAACACACAUUGGCGCAAUUCCAUUUAAGUAGUCAGAGUUCAUUAGGAGGACCAGCGGCAUUUUCCGCUCGGUAUUCCCAAGGAAGUAUGUCACCUACUGUGUUUCUCCCUCUACCGUCUCCUGAAGUUCUUCCUGGCCCACUGCUCAUCCCUUCUGAUAGUUCCACUGAACUCACCCAGACUCUGUUGGAGAGGGAAUCUAUUUCUUGUUUUCAGGUUGGAGGAGAAAAGAGACUCUGUCUGCCCCAGGUCUUAAAUUCUGUGCUCCGAGAGUUUUCCCUCCAGCAAAUAAACACAGUCUGUGAUGAACUAUACAUAUACUGUUCAAGGUGUACUUCAGAGCAGCUUCAUAUCUUAAAGGUCCUGGGAAUACUCCCCUUCAACGCACCAUCCUGUGGGCUGAUCACGUUAACUGAUGCACAGAGACUAUGUAAUGCGUUAUUACGACCUCGUACUUUCCCUAAAAGUGGUAGCAUGCUUCCUGUUAAAACCUCAUUGGCCCAGUUAAAGGAAACUGGCAGUGCCUUUGAAGUGGAACAUGAAUGCUUGGGCAAAUGUCAGGGUCUGUUUGCACCCCAGUUUUACGUUCAGCCAGAUGCUCCCUGUAUUCAGUGUCUGGAAUGCUGUGGAAUGUUUGCACCUCAGACGUUUGUGAUGCACUCACACAGAUCACCUGACAAGCGCACUUGCCACUGGGGCUUUGAAUCAGCCAAAUGGCAUUGUUACAUUCAUGUCAACCAAAAAUACUUAGGAACACCCGAAGAAAAGAAAUUGAAGAUCAUCUUAGAGGAAAUGAAGGAGAAAUUCAGUACGAAAAGUGGACAGAGAACUCAAUCCAAGAUGGAUACAUCAUCAGAAAUGGACUUAAGGUCCUGGUACCCUGUUAUAAAGCAGGAAGGUGAAGAUGUUUCUCCGACACACUCAUUUUUGCACCCUAGCUACUAUUUAUACAUGUGUGACAGAGUGGUUGCUCCGAACGUGUCUCUUACUUCUGCUGGACCCCAGUGUAAAGAUGUUACAAAGACAGAGGCCAGUAAGUCCAUCCCCAGACAGUCCGAGAAGCUGCACGGCGCCGACAGAAAGCAGAAGCCGGGCUCCUACCCGGACGUGUCACUCGAGGAACAGGAGAAGCUGGAUGUGAAAGCAAGUAGAGAAUUAGAUAACCAUUUUGAUCCAUCAAUCUCAAGUAGUCCUAUAAUUAAAAAAUUCAAGUCUGCUGCUAGCAGCUUAGUGAGAGACACUAGCAAAGAAGAAAUUGGUCAAGAUGCUGCAGCUUUAUCUCCACUUCUUGAUAAGGAUGUCAUUUGUGAGGAUGAUAAAGGGAAAAUUGUGGAAGAAGUAAUGAAAACUUUUGUAAAACAACAGGAAAAAUUGAACUCAAUUUUGCAGAAGAAGCAACAACUUAAGAUGGAAGUGGAAAUGUUGAGUAGUUCAAAAACUAUGAAGGAGCUCACAGAAGAACAACAGAAUUUGCAGAAGGAGCUGGAAUCUUUGCAGAAUGAACAUGCUCAAAGAAUGGAAGAAUUUUAUAUUGAGCAGAGAGACUUGGAGAAAAAACUAGAGCAGGUGAUGAAGCAAAAGUGUACCUGUGACUCAAAUGUUGAAAAUGACAGAGAGGCUGAAUAUGCGGCACAGCUGGCAGAGCUGCGGCAGAGACUGGACCACGCGGAGGCUGACCGGCAGGAGCUGCAGGAUGAGCUCCGGCAGGAGCGGGAGGCGAGGCAGAAGCUCGAGAUGAUGAUCAAAGAGCUCAAGCUGCAGAUUUUAAAAUCCUCCAAGACGGCUAAAGAGUAG
This is a messenger RNA of Elephantulus edwardii (Cape elephant shrew), 2055 nucleotides long. It is a transcript of the gene SKIL, whose product is annotated as SKI-like oncogene. The record is from RefSeq and is a predicted model, not a curated record. The coding region runs from base 1 to 2055 and encodes 684 amino acids. Gene Ontology annotation, cellular component: nucleus. Gene Ontology annotation, molecular function: SMAD binding; DNA-binding transcription factor activity, RNA polymerase II-specific; RNA polymerase II cis-regulatory region sequence-specific DNA binding. The transcript has 6 exons. Gene Ontology annotation, biological process: negative regulation of BMP signaling pathway. Lineage: Eukaryota; Metazoa; Chordata; Mammalia; Macroscelidea; Macroscelididae.